AUGCCUCAGUACAAUGUCACCCUGAAAGCCGACGCUCCACCCGAGGAGCUCGAGAAGGCUAAGCAGACUGCGCAAGAGAAGGGCGGUACUAUCAAGCACGAGUACAGCCUUAUCAAGGGCUUCAUCGUUGAGUAUCCCGAAGGUCAUGUCGAUUCCCUCGAGUCCAACGAACAUGUCCACGUCGAGCAGGAUGGUGAAGUCAAGACCCAGUAA
Messenger RNA from Penicillium chermesinum, 213 nucleotides. RefSeq lists its product as uncharacterized. NCBI's taxonomy places the organism in Eukaryota, Fungi, Ascomycota, Eurotiomycetes, Eurotiales, Aspergillaceae. The transcript is spliced from 4 exons. Bases 1 to 213 code for a protein of 70 amino acids. The record is from RefSeq and is a predicted model, not a curated record. Gene Ontology annotation, molecular function: endopeptidase inhibitor activity. Gene Ontology annotation, biological process: vacuole fusion, non-autophagic.